This is a messenger RNA of Synchiropus splendidus (mandarinfish), 969 nucleotides long. Its product is annotated as essential MCU regulator, mitochondrial-like. Gene Ontology annotation, biological process: mitochondrial calcium ion homeostasis; calcium import into the mitochondrion. The transcript has 3 exons. The record is from RefSeq and is a predicted model, not a curated record. Gene Ontology annotation, cellular component: mitochondrial inner membrane; uniplex complex. Lineage: Eukaryota; Metazoa; Chordata; Actinopteri; Syngnathiformes; Callionymidae. The coding region runs from base 400 to 699 and encodes 99 amino acids.
CGACAGCUUUGAGCUCACCAGUGUUCCUCAAAAUGUAAAACAAUGAAUCAUAACUAGAGACGUUGACUGCGAUCAUUUUGACGCAUUUUGAAGUAAUUCAUGAAGUACCAGUAUUGUGAUCAGGUGCUUUUGAUGUAUAUUAUUUAUUGGCUUUCUUGGAGGUUUAGAGGCUGUGAAAAGUAAUAGGUUUUCUGCUACAGACGGAAUCCACUUGACCAUUUGUUUUGUUAGAAUUUUGUCAUUGUCAGCUUAAUGCCAUUUAACUCUUGAUUAGGAUUAAUACAUGUUUGGACUAUUUUGUGUUCACAAAAAGUACAUUUUAUCUAAGAUGUCCACGCCUAUUUAUACAGACGCACACACACAGGCCCCGCCCUCUCUCUGGCACAUAUCCCUGGAAUAAUGGCGACCGGUCUGUUCCGCCUACCGCUCCGAAUUUCCACUCAAAAUGUGGCUUUAUUAAGCCGGAAUCCCGGCUUAAAAGCAUCAAAUAUAUCACGGAAGACUCCAGUUCGGAAUGCAACAUCGACGGCGUCCGGCGCAGUCCUACCGAAGCCGGAUAAAACCCCCUUUGGACUGAUCCGCAUGACGGCUGUGGUGGUGCCCUUCUUGUAUGUUGGUACUCUGAUAAGCAAGAACUUUGCAGCGCUCCUAGAAGAGCAUGACAUCUUUGUCCCUGAGGAUGACGACGAUGACGACUGAGCUGACGGCAUCAAACAAACGGAUGCAUUGCAAUACUGAGUAAAUGGAGAUGAGCUGGAAUAAAGAUGUGUGGCUGAGGUGGAACAUAUGUCAAUCACUCUACGUCCGACCCCCAGUCUCUUCUGCUGUUUAUCAUAUUUUUUAAUUUAAUAAAUAUAUGGAAUAUAUCAUAUCAUGUGAAGCCAGCACCCUGUGAUAUGGGGCAUCUUCACUCUUCUCGCAUGCGGUGGUCUUAGAAACUCAAUGGAGUUAAUACAAAUAAAAUACUUC